Molecule: messenger RNA, 6912 nt
Organism: Melozone crissalis (California towhee)
Lineage: Eukaryota; Metazoa; Chordata; Aves; Passeriformes; Passerellidae
Gene: SGPP1
Product: sphingosine-1-phosphate phosphatase 1
Exons: 3
Coding region: 145-1380 (411 amino acids)
Biological process (GO): phospholipid dephosphorylation; sphingosine metabolic process
Cellular component (GO): endoplasmic reticulum membrane
Molecular function (GO): sphingosine-1-phosphate phosphatase activity
Source: RefSeq, a predicted model, not a curated record
GGAGCGGGUGAGGCGAGGGUAGUCCCGCGGUAUCCGCGGCGCCUCGCCUUCCAGCGGCUUUCUCUUCAGCGAGCGCCUUUCCUUUUCCGCGGAGCCCCCAUCCCCCUCUCCGCCCCUCAGACGAAGUCCCCCGGUCCCGCCGCUAUGUCUCUCGGCCAGCGCCUGGCCCGGCUGGCCGCCCACCUGCAGGACCCGCGCAAAGUGGCCGCGUUCCAGCGGCUCUGCGGGGUGGAGGGGCCCUCGGGCCGGGCCGGCGCGGAGCAGCGGGGGCCGGUGGCGAACGGCGGCCCCGCGGGCGGGCAGGAGCAUCCCACCGGCAACGGGGCCGUGCCCGGCGCGGCGGGAAGCCCGCGGCGCUGGAGGAGGAGGCCGCGCCGAAACUCGCUGACGGAGGAGGAGGACGGCAGCCAGGAGUUCGCCACUCGCAGCCGCUUCCUCUACUAUCUGUUCAGCCUGGGCACGGAGCUGGGCAACGAGCUCUUCUACAUCCUCUUUUUCCCUUUCUGCAUCUGGAAUGUGGACGCCUGGCUGGGCCGGAGGCUCAUCAUCAUCUGGGUGUGGGUGAUGUACCUGGGGCAGUGCACCAAGGAUGUGAUCCGCUGGCCGCGCCCUGCCUCGCCGCCCGUGGUGAAGCUGGAGGUUUUCUACAACUCCGAGUACAGCAUGCCCUCCACCCACGCCAUGUCGGGCACCGCCAUCCCCCUGGCGCUGCUGCUGCUCAGCUACGGCCGCUGGCAGUAUCCCCUUGUGUUUGGACUGAUCCUGGCAUUCUGCUGGUGUUCCUUGGUUUGCUGUAGUCGAAUUUAUAUGGGAAUGCAUUCAAUUUUGGACGUUAUUGCUGGAUUUCUGUAUGCUAUUCUUAUCUUGGUUAUCUUCCAUCCACUUGUGGACCUGAUUGACAACUUCAACUUAACUUACAAAUAUGCACCUUUAAUUAUCAUCAGUAUCCACCUGGCCCUGGGCAUCUUCUCUUUCACCCUGGACACGUGGAGCACGUCACGGGGGGACACAGCUCAGAUCCUGGGCUGCGGUGCCGGCGUGGCCUGCGGCUCCCACGUCAGCCACAUGCUGGGCCUGCAGCUGGACCCUCCUGCCCACAGCCUGCCCCUGUCCCUGUCCUCCCUCACGGUGGCAGUGUUUGGGAAGGCCCUCCUGCGCCUGCUGCUCGGGGUCAUGGUUCUGCUGCUGACCAAGGUGGCCAUGAAGAGAGCCACGAUCCCCCUGGCGUGUCGCAUGUUCCGCAUCCCGCGGGGCGACGUGCGCAGGGCGCGGCAGCGCAUGGAGGUGGAGCUGCCCUAUCGCUACAUCACCUAUGGAAUGGUGGGCUUCUCCCUCAUGGUCAUUGUCCCCGGCCUCUUCCAUUUCAUCGGGCUUUCCUGAUGCAGCCUGAUCACUUGGGGAGGGAGAACUGAGCUAGUUGCUUUUUGAAGAGGUGCACUAGUUUGCUAAGGGAAGGCCGGCCAGCUGGGCUUUAGCGGAGCCUUCCUGUUAACAGCAAUACAAAGCAAGCAAAGCAUUUAAAGGGCUUUGCACAUCUCUGGGGAUGGUUUAGGGCCAGCAGUCAAGCAUCAGUCCAGGAGAAGUGCUGACCUCUGUAAAUGCUGUAUUUUGGACUUAUUGCUGUAACCAAGUCUGCGUGUGUGUGAUGCAGUGAAUGUAUCUGGGAUGGCUGCCAGGCUGUACCUGUGUACACUGACACUUCAGCAGGUGUGUCUGACAGCUGAUCAGAAGGCUCCAUUCAUGAUCUGUUUGCCAUUUCACGGUAAUUAAUUCAAGUUGUUGGACCAUAAACUGUUACAUUUGCUUUCUUCUGUUCUUUCCUGAAGUCCUGCUUCAAGGUAUUUCAAUUAAUAGGUAUUUUUAAUGGACCAAACUUGUAAUGAGGUUGAAUUUUUCUAAAUAAACGAGCAAAAGCCUUUUUCUUUAGUCCCCAUUGCAGAAAAAAAUGUCUGGAUUAGCAUUGGUAGAUAUCACUAGAGUAUAUAUAAUUCAGGUACUGUAUUUUAUGGUUUAAUAACUGUGCCUUUCUGUUGCUAAAUUAAGAAAUGCCAUAUAUACUGUGAUAUAAAAAUGCCUAAUUUUAUGGAAAAUCCUACGUAAUUAGGCAGAUAUUAAAAAAUGUUAAUUGUCCAUGUUGCUGUCAUGGUCCAAGUUAACCAGAAUGUCCAGUUUUUACUGAUCAAAAUUGCAUAAAUGAAAUGACCCAGGAAUUGUGUCCUUGAGCUCAAGGUAUUGUAAAUGAACAAUAGUCCCUUUUGUAAGUAUUUUUAAUGUGCACUGUAAGUUACUGCAAGAGGAUAUAUUUUUCUGGAGAUUGUUUAUACAGUGGAUGGAUAUUCAAAAUUAAUUAUUUAAACAUAUAAACAAUAAAAGUACCCCAUUCUGCAAAGAAAUGGGCUUCACUUAUUAUUCCAAACUAAUCUAGAAGGACCACUGCUGUUAGGUAUUUGGUUAGAAAAUAUUAUUCUAGAAAAAUCUGUAUUUUUAUGCAUUAACAGACUAUAUUUAAAGGUGAUGAUCACUUUUACUAAAUUUAGAUAGUUAUAAGACAAUGUAACAAUUAAAGUAAACUUGUAAUCAUUCUGAUUGACAGAUUGUGAGGAGUCAGGACAGUAUGGUCAAUGCAUGAAUGGUUUCUGAUGUCUAAAUUUGGCAGGAUUUUAUUAUGUGCUUUUAAACUUUCAUGAUCCUUUUCCCUUCCAGUGUAAUUUCAUGUGCCUUUUUUCUGUUUCAUUUUGUCUUGUUCAUGUGUUGCCUGAUCUGGUCUUUCCAUGUCAGGAACACUGCAGGAAAGUGUCUGAGCAGACACAAAUGACUGAAUUUUGUAUUGCACUUGUUCUGCAGGAAAAGCAUCAUUUGGUUGGCAAAUAUGGUGAUUAGAUAGAAUACAAAGCCUACAUUUUUUGUAAGCAGUAUUUGGUUUUAGAAGGAUUUUUGUGUUGGAGAUCUCUCCAAGCUGUUAAUAUGGAGAUUGACAAAAUUAACUUCACUUUCUUUGAAGCAGAUGAGGUUUAUGGUACGCUGGCACUGGAUGAUGUGAAAAACUUCACUUUUCUGGUGCAUCCUGAAUGCACUGCUAUGAAUGUAUUCAAACUGAGGUAUCCAAAACUGAGAGUGUUCAACAACUUCCACAGCUGAAAAGACCUCACCCAGUAGAAAAUGGUUAGCUUGUUUCAGUGUGUAUUUCUGGAUUUGAUUUUUGUGUCUGUUCCUCUUUUGCAGUUCAAUGCAGAAUGUGCAGUGAAAGGUAAAUUGGUUUCUGGGGUUUUGAGAGUGGGAUUUCCACUGAUCUGGCUUCACACACCAAGAUAGCCAUUAAAUAAACAGCUGGGGGAACGUACACAAAAUGCCUUAUGCUUAAAGCCCUAAGCAAGUGGAGUAGUUUCAAUUAUAUUUAAUUAGUCUGAGGACUGUUAAAAAUAAUAGGAUAACUUUCUCUGAAGUUUAGAGCAUAUUCUCCUUAAAUAUCCUAGCUUUACAGUUUUAGCAAAAAAUGUUUAAAUUCUAGCACAGAAAAGGUAAGUGAGUAAAACUAAUUUUUUAAGGUACAUAUUGGACUUGUAGAAACUUGGAGUUUACAUCAUAAAGAGCAUAAUUAAAGCUGUAUUUUCUAGCUUGCUCUCCUGUAGUAUUGAUGGAACAUGAGAUGUACUGUGGAGGAUCUGGAAGGGGUGGAAAGAUCACACAGAGCUUUCAACAGGCUAAGGAAAAUUGCACUGUAGCUUAUUCUACUGUCAUAAAUUUAUUUUUUAUAUUUUUGUACAGUACAUUGAGUAAGUUCAAAACAUCAUGUUCCAUGUUCCACUCCCCAGGAAAUGUCCAUCAGAAUGUCUGUACAGCACCUUCAGCAGCUGCUUCACUGAUGUUUACAUGAGAAAAAGUUCUGUUCUGUUUUCAUGUUUUAUAAAGGGUCAGGCUUGAGAGGGCAGUUAGCACGGAAUGUCAUGCAAUAUGAAUACCUUUAGAGGAUAAAGAAUUACAGACAUGCAAAUGCUCAAAAAUCCAAGUAAAGUGUUUGUAUUGUUGUAUAAUUUUGUUUACUGAUAAGCUAAAAUUCCUUGGAAUUGGGCAUAACAAAGCAGCAGGUAAAACUGGAGCACUUUGUUUGCCCUGAUCUAUUCUUAGAGUUAAAAAUGAGAAAUAUUUCUAGUGUGAGCACCAGCUGGUACCAAAUUCUUUAUAAAUAAAGUUAACAUAGCUUUAAGAGGUAGUCAAAUGUCUUUCCAGCAGGAAAAAUGCUUGAAAACCUUUAUGGCAUGGUGCAAAAACAUCCUGCUAGUGAACUCCCUGGGUCCCUGAGAGAGAUAGACUUCAUAGAACCAGGUAUGAAUGCACAUUUAUUACAAAAAGCUGCAGGCUAAAUUUGUCUUUUUAAUUAUUGUGUGAAAUAAACCUUUAAAGCAACAGGCAGGUAGAGAGCAGUUUGACACAAAAUUCUGUUUUCCAAGAGGCUGAAGAGAUGCAAAUUAGUCUGAGACUGCCUUAAACAUAGGAGCAGGAAUUUCUCUGGCCUGGCCCACACUCAGAACUGACAUGUGCAUCUUGGGUGAGUUUUAGAAUAUGUUAUUUUAGAAGAAAUAUUUCAUUUUUAUAAAAAAGCAUUGCUUUUGCUUUCUCCUGUGUGACCACCUGUGAAGCUGUUGGGUCUCUGAGCAGGAGGUGAGGAGUGACUUGCAGGUAAAUUGGCAAACCAAAGGGACUUGGGUUUUGUUUAUUUAUUUGGAAUCUUUUAAGGUUAUGUACAGCAUUUCUCCUGGAAAGAAAAACCAAACAGAAAGAUGCAUUUCUUUUAAAAAUGGCAUCUCCAAAUGUGAUAUGUGGCUUUUGUGUUGUUUAUUUUUUUUUCUUACCAGAACAGUGUUAAAUUGUCUGGAUAUUAGAAGCUAAUAUGUUGUCCUUUGUUUUUUUGUUUUUUUUUUUUUAAUUACUGCUCUCAGUAUUUUUUACUCCAUUUUUUUUGCUUAUUUCUGAGAGAGUGUCCAGAACUUCUGUAAGCAAUUGCUACUUAUGUGAAGAUUGUAAUUUUGAACUUGUAAAUAAUUAAGGGUUGUUAGCUGCAAAAAUCUAUAAAAACAAAUCCUUGCAUGCUGUAAGUAAAUACAUCUGUUGUGCUAAAAGUUGUUUCUGUUUCAGUAUUUGCUUUCUCAAUAAAAAAAUUCAGUUUUCACAGACAUGACAGAAGAUAUUUAAUACUUCAAUGGUGUGAAAGGGCAUUGCUGUCAAACUUUACUGGGAGUUCUGCACUUGGUUGCUUCCACAGGACACAGAAUGAAGCCUGAAGGGCAAGUGCUGACCUGUGAGCAGGCUCAGUGAGUGUGAAGUGACUCAGCUGUAAAUGUGACAGCCUUGCUUUUGGGUGAUUCUCCUUGUUAAAAUCACACUUUGCCCUGUUUUUAUGAGAUUCCUGAAGGGCUCAGCUUGGAAGUCCAUUCUCUGUAGGUGGGAAUGGCUGCACAUUUCUAACACUCCCCCUCUGUACCGUAAUUCUGUGAAUGAAGAGACCCCAGAAUAAAGUCAGUAGAUAAAAUGAGAGAAUUGAUUUCUUGGGGUGUUGUGACUCAACUUACUGUAAUUGGUUCUUGAGUGGUUCUUUGGUCUGAAGUAGAAGUUUGUUGGUUAUAUAAUUUAUUUCUGUAUUCUGCAAACGACUUUGAGGAAACUUAACUUUUUUGUGGGAGGAAGUUGAAUGACUUCUUGCCAGACUUCAUUCUGCAGGAAAGCUUAAAUGGCCUUUUGUUUCAGGAAAAAAAAAAAUAUAAGCCUGUUUUAAAAUUUACAGCAAAUGAUAUAUUUAUCAAAUUGAUAGAUGAACUGGGUCACUAACAUCCUUGUUCUUGCAAUACUGAACAAAGGCAAUGAAAGCUGAAUUUGGAAACAAAAUGUCAUAUUGUGUGGCAGAGAGGACAAAGCACUUUAGGUGUUCUCUAAAAGGCAAGUAUCACAUGCUGGUUUUGAAGCAAAUUUAGCCAUGCUUUAGAAAAAUUUCUUUGCACUCCAUUCUGUACCAGAAAUUAUUUGCAUGUUGGUAAGAAGUAAGAAAAGAAAGGAAAGCAGGGUCUGCUUGCAGUGUAUGAUCAGUAACUGUUCCUGUAGGAUCAGAGGAGAAGAGACGGUUCAUGGGAUAACAGUACCUUAAAGAUACUGACUAGUAAAUGUAAAUAAUUCCCAUCAGGUUGGAGAAUUUUAUUACUCACUGAACUUUGACUAAAUUAGUCACUAAGUUUUCCCACAAGUUUAUUUUUGCUAGAAAGUGUAAUGAAAGAUAAGAGUGAUAUUACUGAAAUGGAAAUUAGCUCUUAAGACAAUUCUAGAUGACUGAAGUAUGAAAACUGAAAAAGAUCAGUUCAGGAGCAAGUAAUGGGAACAGUAAGAGUAGAGUCUGAGGGGGAUUUUGUAUUAAACUUAAUGCACUUAAAAAUUAUGCCAAAAUUUGGCCUACACUUGAUUUGUAUGAAAUCUGUAGUACAAUAUAGGUACAUAUACAUACAAACAUUAAAAAUAUUGUGUAUUGGAGCUUAAUUUUUUUUUUAUGUAUAGAUUUUUUCUCUGUUUACUGCAUUCCCUGAUAAAAGGAAGUUGAUAAAAUACACGCCAGCAUUGUCUGUAUAAGGUAAGGAUGUAUGUUGGUGGCCUUUUGGGAAAUAAUGCAGUUGUAGCCCAGUCUCUCAACCUCUUGGAGAACUUGAUUUUAAAAAAUCCCCAAACAAUUGAGAUGCAAGCCCUAGGUUGAGGAUCAUGUGUUUGCUGUAUAAUAGUGUACAACAGAUGUUUUAAAAAUUAAUACAUCAGCACUUUUACUCUUGUUAAUGAUUUUGUACUCAUUGUACACUUCCUGAGUUGUCAAUUUAGCUUAUAUUGACUGGUAACUGAAGUGUCUAACUUCACCUGCAGUGUGUGGGUAAUAAACUCCUG